Molecule: messenger RNA, 1868 nt
Organism: Tachysurus vachellii
Lineage: Eukaryota; Metazoa; Chordata; Actinopteri; Siluriformes; Bagridae
Gene: eno1a
Product: enolase 1a, (alpha)
Exons: 12
Coding region: 166-1464 (432 amino acids)
Biological process (GO): glycolytic process
Cellular component (GO): phosphopyruvate hydratase complex
Molecular function (GO): magnesium ion binding; phosphopyruvate hydratase activity
Source: RefSeq, a predicted model, not a curated record
UUGACCAAUCACGUAGCUCUAAAAGACCGCACGCGCGGCUUCCUGUUUUUUUUUUUCCACCAGGGUUUUCACUGCGCAACAUUAAAUCCGUCCGCCUUCUGCGCUUCUGCUGCGGAGACUGAACUUACCGUCGUCCUUUGCACACAGCUAGGAAGAUCCUGUAACAUGUCUAUCCUGAAGAUUCAUGCCCGUGAGAUUUUCGACUCACGUGGAAACCCCACAGUUGAGGUUGAUCUCUACACUAAGAAAGGUCUCUUCAGAGCUGCAGUGCCCAGCGGUGCCUCUACUGGAAUCUACGAGGCCCUUGAACUUCGUGACAAUGACAAGACUCGCUAUCUGGGCAAAGGGGUGAAAAGAGCUGUAAAAUAUGUAAAUGAGUUCUUGGCCCCAGCUUUGUGUAACCAGGACGUGUCCGUCAUGGAGCAGGAGAAGAUUGACAAGCUGAUGCUUGAUAUGGAUGGCACAGAGAAUAAAUCUAAAUUUGGUGCUAAUGCCAUCCUGGGUGUGUCCCUGGCUGUGUGCAAGGCUGGUGCUGCGGAGAAGGGCGUCCCACUCUACCGCCACAUUGCCGACCUUGCUGGAAACCCAGAGGUCAUCCUCCCAGUGCCUGCCUUCAACGUUAUCAAUGGGGGUUCUCAUGCUGGAAACAAACUGGCCAUGCAAGAGUUCAUGAUCCUCCCAGUCGGAGCAAGCAACUUCAAGGAGGCCAUGCGCAUCGGUGCUGAGGUCUACCACAACCUGAAGAACGUGAUCAAGGAGAAAUACGGCAAAGACGCCACCAACGUGGGAGACGAAGGAGGUUUUGCCCCCAACAUUCUGGAGAACAAAGAAGCUCUUGAGCUGCUGAAGACCGCCAUCAGCAAGGCUGGCUACACUGACAAGGUUGUGAUUGGUAUGGAUGUUGCAGCCUCUGAAUUUUAUAAAGAUGGCAAAUAUGACCUGGACUUCAAGUCACCUGAUGACCCCAAGCGUUACAUCAGCCACGACAAGCUCGCUGAUCUCUACAAGAGCUUUGUGAAGGAUUAUCCUGUUGUCUCCAUUGAGGACCCCUUUGACCAGGAUGACUGGGAAGCCUGGUCCAAGUUCACAGGCAGCACCAGCAUCCAGGUUGUGGGUGACGAUCUGACCGUGACCAACCCCAAACGAAUUGCUAAGGCCGUAUCAGAAAAGGCCUGCAAUUGCCUGCUACUGAAGGUCAACCAGAUUGGCUCUGUCACAGAGUCCCUCCAGGCCUGCAAGCUGGCUCAGUCCAGUGGCUGGGGUGUGAUGGUGAGCCACCGCUCUGGAGAAACCGAGGACACCUUCAUUGCUGAUCUGGUGGUUGGCCUCUGCACUGGCCAGAUCAAGACUGGCGCCCCCUGCAGGUCUGAGCGUCUGGCAAAGUACAAUCAGCUUCUCAGGAUUGAAGAGGAACUUGGAGACAAGGCCCGCUUUGCUGGCCAGAACUUCAGGAAGCCCAUCUGAAGAGCAGGCCUUUCUCAGGCCACUGUUUACCAUACUCAUGCUCCCACACAUUAAGCCACGCUGUAUCACACUCUCGAGCCGAAGGAUCCUGGAAAGGCAUUGAAAUUUAAGGUCCAAAUCUGUAGGCUAAGACAUAAAUAUGUUUCAGUGCCAAUGAAACACUCAUCUUUCUAUGCUUUGGCACUCAAAUAAUAGCAUUGGUCCUAAUUAUAAUCUGUGUAUUGUGUGUGAUGUUUCCUUGCUUUUUGUGUGUUGUACUGAGUCUGGGCAUCUAUUAAUUUAGAGUUAAUUUGUUCAGUCUUCUGCACUGUGUGUAGUAACAUGCGCUCGUUGUGUUGCUAUUGAAAAGCUGUAGCGCUCCUGUAAAGUGUGGCAUAACAACAAAUAAACUUGUGUGGAAGUGG